UAGCUCACAUUCUGGUUCUCUCUACACAACAUUAGCUAGAUGCAGAGUUUGGAAAGAUGUUUGAGGGAAAGGGAGAGAUGCAAAUCCGAAGAUGGGAAUCAUCGGUUAUUCCAAAACUGAAACGGAUUGCGGCUUUGGAGAAGGGGAGUAUAACCACUCUGUUGGAUCAGAAUCCAAACUGUAAUGAUGAUGAGAAGUGCUACACUAUGCUGCAAGUCCUGACACACUUGCUUCCGCCAACUGCAGGAAGAGGUGCAGUGUCAAGCCGGUGCAGUAUCAAAUCUGCUAUUUCAUAUCUGCUUGACUUUGUACCGUCUGGAACCAGGAUCUCCUCGCUUUGUGACACUGUUGACAUCGCUGCAAAGGGCCAGCAACCACAACUAGUCUGCAUCGGAAACCUGACCAGUGAAGUGCACCAGUUUGUCAUUGUUGCCAGAAACGACAAAGUUGUAAUUCCAUUGGAAGAUGAGAGCCUAACCUGUGCCUUGGAUAAGCUGUUCAAGUUCUACUGGGUCUACAACCUUUCGUAUCCUCCCCAGCUUGCUUCAGUUUUCAUCUUUCUGGAGUAUGUAUAUGACUUGCCAAUGUCUAACACUGCAAGAAGAUCUAAAGUCUUGGAGCUCAUCAGCAAGCUUCAGGCUUUAGCCUAAAUCAGCUUGUCAUGUACUCUUGUCCAAUAUGUAAAAAGCCAGUUAGCUCUGAGAUCAGGAGACUUCGCUGGCAUCUUCGUGCCGUACAUUCCCUAUCUGACGGACAGGACUACACCAUAUUUUGCAGCCAAAAUGGCUGUGUGCGUUCAUACCAUAACAUCAAUUCCUAUUCUAAGCAUCUUGCAAGAGAGCAUUCAUCAGGGGAUAGCUCACUAAACAUGGCUACCCAGCUUUUAGAAGAUGUGUCAGACAACCUUACAGAGGACAAUGCAGCAAAUAUCAGCAACAACACACAUUUGAUUCUUGAUGCAACAUCAGAUUGUGAAGAGGAUGCCAAUUUGUGUUCUGCUAAGUCUGAGGAUGCAGUUUCAGUCACCAGUCAUGCUGCUACGUUUGCUGCAAAGAUGUACUCUUGUUCUAAUGUAACAUUAAGUGAUGUACAAAGAAGUGUAAGUUGCACUAAAGAACUUUUGGACAGGACUAUUGACAGCCUUCAAGCAUCUACCACUGCUUUGCUCAAAAGCUUAGCUGUUCCAGAUGACAACGAGGGGGUUCGUUCAUUAAUGAAAGAGUUUGAGACUGCAAGAGAGUCCCUUGAGAAUAUAGAUAGCCCUUAUAAAAUGUCUAAAUUCUUUGAAACUGAGUACUCUCUUGUUAAGCCAACCGAGAUCUUCUUAGGCCACAGAGCUGAAACUAUAAGAAAAAAUGGUAUUGCACAACAAACACUUGCAGCUGAUACAUUUCAGUAUAUUUCCGUCCUCGAAACUCUAAAAUUAAUCUUUAAUAAUGAGAAAUUUCAGACCCUGUAUUUGCAGUCUCAUAGAAGUACAGAUGGAAAGAUGCGUGACUAUUGUGAUGGUGCUCAUUUUGCUAGACAUGAACUAUACAAAACACAUCCCGAUGCUCUACAGAUUCAGCUAUACUUUGAUGAUCUGGAGACAGUUAAUCCUCUUGGGUCAAAAACAAAGAUUCAUAAAAUGGGAGCAGUGUAUUUUUCAUUGAGAAACCUACCCCCUGAGUAUAAUUCAAGCUUGGCAAACAUUCACCUUUGCCUUCUAUUCAAUGCUAUUGACAGAGAAAAAUAUGGCUUUGCAAAGAUUUUUCAGCCUUUCUUAGAUGACAUAAAAAUCCUAGAGAGUCAAGGCAUUGACAUUAAGAUGAGAGGAGAAACACACAGUACACGGAAUGAUCUGCCUUUUUACUGCUGACAAUCUUGCUUUUCAUGUGCUGUGUGGCUACGCAGAAAGUUUUUCUGCUAACAGGUUCUGCCAUAUUUGCCUUGUUGAUAAAACAACUUCACAAAGUGUGUUCAAUGAAGAUGAUCUUGAAAAGAGAGACAGACACAAUUACCAGCAGCAUGUUGUGUUGAAUGAUGUCACUGUUACAGGAAUCAAACAAGACUCGUGCUUGAAUACUUUGGAAUACUUUCAUGUAACUGAAAAUGUAGGGGUUGACAUAAUGCAUGAUGUGCUUGAGGGUGUUGCACCUUUGGAAGUAAAACUUUUAC
Micropterus dolomieu (smallmouth bass) is the source of this 2157-nucleotide messenger RNA. RefSeq lists its product as uncharacterized. The record is from RefSeq and is a predicted model, not a curated record. NCBI's taxonomy places the organism in Eukaryota, Metazoa, Chordata, Actinopteri, Centrarchiformes, Centrarchidae. The coding region runs from base 662 to 1858 and encodes 398 amino acids. The transcript is spliced from 3 exons.